GAGCCGAGCAUCUCUGCAGCAUCGUGUCGGAGCGGAGCAGCCCCAUGGGCAGCGCUGACAUUGUGGGCAGAGGAACUGCCAAGUCGUCACUGUUGCAGUGCUGCUUGGAAAACGUGCGGGCUCCUUCAGUGGUUUGGGCUUUUCUACAAUAAAUUGCUCAUGAAGAAAUUUUAAAUCCUUCUGGAGAAAAAAAAUAAAAAAUCCCCAACAAGUUGUUUCCAAGAGGAAGUCCAGUGUCCAGACAAAAGUGGCUCCAGCGCCACUUCGUUUCCUGCUGCAGGCGAUAUGAGGCAGUCUGGGGCGACAAGGAGCUCAGGGCGUGCAAGGAGACAAAAGGUAAAAAAGCAGAAGCAGAAUAAUUUCCGUCUCUGGAAUGAUGCCGAGGUCCGAAGCUGACGCAUCCAUGUGUUUUCCAUCUCGGCGGCACAAGAAGGGUUUUAGUCUUAACUGCCCUCAUGGGUUUUCAGUCCAGAUUUAUCACUAAUUAAAACGGGCAGCGGCUGGCACUGUCCUGUGCGCCGUGAAUUUAGAGAGAAGAUAGUCAUAGAUUGCUUUUCCAAGUGAAGCCAUAGCAAUAACAGGAAGGAAAACGUUAGCAGAAAUUUAAAGUGCAGCUCGGGGAUCCAAGAACAAUUUCUGCUUCGUGAACUCUUGCUAUCGCAGCGUGUGAGCUCAGCACAGCUGUGGCUGGGAUUUCACCUCCGAGCAUCCCUGCGAGCUGGCUCAGCUGAAGAUGAGCACCGUGUUUCUCCUGCUCCUGGUGGCCACCGCCAGCGUCGGCGCCGUGCUGGAGAAGGGCCUGCCACGACAGGAAGCGCGGCGCCUCUCAUGCGUGCGGUGCUGCGGGCCUUCCGAGCAGCCCGUCUCCAUCAUCUCCUCGCGGUACACGAGGAUGAGCAGCGACCCUGCUUUUUCGGUACCCAAAGUCCAGCCCACCAUCGAUAUCACCAUCCUCAAAGGUGAGAAGGGUGAAAUGGGAGAAAAAGGGUACCCUGGAGCAGUUGGGAAGGAAGGAGAGAGGGGUCUACGUGGCUUUAAUGGACGGAAGGGCCAGAAAGGCCAGCCUGGCCCACAGGGCCAUUCCUGCAAGCAGCUCUAUGCUGCUUUUUCAGUGGGUCGGAGAAAGCCCCUUCAUAGCUCAGACUACUUCCAGCAAGUCAUUUUUGACACUGAGUUUGUGAACCUCUACAAGCACUUCAACAUGUUCUCAGGGAAGUUCUUCUGCUAUGUGCCAGGGAUCUACUACUUCAGCCUCAAUGUCCACACCUGGAACUUCAAGGAGACCUACCUGCACCUGAUGAAGAACGAGAAGGAGGUGGCCAUCCUCUACGCCCAGCCCAGCGACCGCAGCAUCAUGCAGAGCCAGAGCCUGAUGCUGGACCUGCAGGAAGGAGAAGAGGUCUGGGUGCGGAUGUUCAAGCGGGAGCGAGAAAAUGCCAUCUACAGCGAGGAGUCUGAUGUUUACAUCAUCUUCAAUGGCCAUUUAAUCAAGCCAGCUGUAGAGUAGCUGUUCUUCAGCUUCAGGCUCAAAGCUUUGGCAGGGCAUUAGUGUCUUCCCUCGUAGAAAUGCACAUGUCUAGCUCCACUUGGAAGAAUUGCAGCUGGCAGCCUCCUGGCCUGCAGAUGGGGAUGGGGCUGUCUGUCCAUGCCAAGGACACCUAUGUGGAUGGAGGUGGUGGUGUUUCAAGGUGAUGCAAGCUAUGAGUACAGAGAAGGUUUAACCCUUAACAUGCCCUGGAGACAAAGCACAGAAGGCCCCAGUUGUACAGCCCUGUAUAGAUCCCCAGGAUCAUCCCUGAAGUCUGCCAAGUUGGAAGCAAAAAAUAUAGUGUCUGCUCUGCUUUGGAAAAGACAUUUUGAAUUGGCUGUAAUGGUCAUCUUCAGACACCUGUAAUCUGGUGGCUAGUUAAGGAAUGUAUCUACUCCUAAAACAAUGCUUAUAUCUUUGCAGUGCGUACUAUUGCUAAUAAGAGCACCUACACCAGGUCUGCUCCAUUCAGGUGGGCAAGAACGCACCAGUAUUAAGAAUAUUUUGCACAGUACAUUUACCCUAAAUUACAUUUUUUUGUUCCAUUUCAUGUAAUACUACAUUCUGAGAGCAUAAUGCUAGAAUUACAUAAAUAACAGUGUAUCGAUAUGAGAAUACUUUGAGGCAUAGUUUUAAGUACAGCUGCAGACACAUGCCAUAACUUUGCUAGACCACUAUAUUGCUAGCAAAACAUUUUGCACAAGAACAUCCAGCCCAGGUGGGAGCACAUUUAUUUCCAUUUUUAAGGAAAAAAACAGGCUCUGCCCUGGAAUCUGAUUCAUGAGUGCUCAUGGCCAAGCUGGAGCCUGAGGCCAUCCUGGUGUCUGGAAACUACCAUCUUACAGCACCAUCUCUGGCAGCUGGAGGAGGAAACUGGGAAGAAAAACGGUGCUUUUCUAAAAGCAGCAAUAUUUCAGGGGAUUUGGUUUCCUUUCUUCAUCCCAAAAGAUAUUGAUAUAACAGUGGAAAGGUACAUGCAACAGCAAGAAGCCUUGUUUUCCCUCAGUUCCUCCAUCCCUAUUUCCCCAGUCUCCUGUUUGCAUCCCAAGCCAUUUGUAUGAAGGAUACAUGAAAAGUUCUUGCUAGGCAAAUUGCUUCACUGCUGUGCCUCACCACAGCUAUUCAGAAAAGUAGCUGAAAUAAACAUUUUGCUUUGAAUACA
Cygnus atratus (black swan) is the source of this 2690-nucleotide messenger RNA. It is a transcript of the gene C1QTNF8, whose product is annotated as C1q and TNF related 8. NCBI's taxonomy places the organism in Eukaryota, Metazoa, Chordata, Aves, Anseriformes, Anatidae. Bases 734 to 1507 code for a protein of 257 amino acids. Gene Ontology annotation, molecular function: protein binding. The transcript is spliced from 3 exons. The record is from RefSeq and is a predicted model, not a curated record.